Molecule: messenger RNA, 2780 nt
Organism: Hyposmocoma kahamanoa
Lineage: Eukaryota; Metazoa; Arthropoda; Insecta; Lepidoptera; Cosmopterigidae
Gene: Prosalpha5
Product: proteasome subunit alpha type-5
Exons: 5
Coding region: 124-855 (243 amino acids)
Biological process (GO): proteasome-mediated ubiquitin-dependent protein catabolic process
Cellular component (GO): proteasome core complex, alpha-subunit complex; nucleus; proteasome core complex
Source: RefSeq, a predicted model, not a curated record
AUUUGAUCUGGCAACACUGCUUGACAUUUCGUUUUUGCUAUUCACAAUUUUGAUUACUCACUACUUAUUUUACGCUAAACUAUUCGGCAGUUUUCUUGUGUAAUUCAUCCGAAAGUAUCGAAGAUGUUCCUGACACGAUCCGAGUAUGACCGUGGAGUCAACACGUUCAGCCCUGAAGGGAGGCUGUUCCAAGUGGAAUAUGCGAUUGAAGCCAUCAAACUUGGCUCUACAGCCAUCGGCAUUUGCACCUCGGAAGGAGUCGUGUUGGCGGUGGAAAAGCGAAUCACGUCGCCUUUGAUGGAACCUACGACGAUUGAGAAGAUUGUGGAAGUGGAUCGCCAUAUCGCUUGUGCUGUGUCAGGACUAAUGGCGGAUUCUAGAACACUAGUGGAGCGUGCCCGGGUUGAAUGCCAGAACCACUGGUUCGUAUAUAAUGAGCGGAUGAGUGUAGAGUCAUGUGCACAGGCCGUGUCUAACCUUGCCAUCCAGUUUGGUGACAGUGAUGAUGACAGUGGCACUGCCAUGUCUAGACCAUUUGGUGUUGCUGUCAUGUUUGCAGGUAUUGAUGAGAAGGGUCCUCAGCUGUUCCAUAUGGAUCCUAGUGGGACAUUUGUUGAAUAUGACGCUAAAGCGAUUGGAUCUGGCAGUGAGGGUGCUCAACAGAGCUUGAAGGAAGUAUACCACAAAUCGAUGACACUAAAGGAAGCAAUAAAAUCAGCUCUCACAAUCCUCAAGCAAGUGAUGGAGGAGAAACUGUCCGAAAACAACGUAGAGGUGGUCACUAUGACUCCAGGGCAGAUGUUUCACAUGUUCACAAGGGAACAGCUUGCUGAGGUUAUUAAGGACAUACCUUAAGUAGUUUGAGUAUAUGAGUAAUAAUAUUUCAUGGCGUACGUAGAUAUGCAAUAUGACAUAAAAUUAUAAAUUUUAACCACAGUGACAAGUGGAAGUAAAAUAAAUAUUCAUUUUAUGACAGAUUCCUAGACUAACUGGGAAAAUAGCUGAUGACCUUUAAAUGGUUGAAAAUGUUUUCAUCAAAUACAUAUUACAUAUAAUACCAUUCCAAUUAAAUUAGAACUAUCCGUUGUGAGCUAUGAUGCCACAGACUGUCAGACGCUUAGAUACAAAGACAAAUGCUUCAAACUUACAACUUGCCUCCUUUUUGCGUCGGGGGUUAGGUUGAAGGUAGACCAAUAAUCAGGGAAGUAUGUUCGCUUUUGAAGCUUGUAAGAUCGUAGAUCUCAGACUGGUUGCACAGCUGUGCGUAUAGUCCGGAAGGUUUGUCCGCCUGCGGGCCAUUCGCGUGUGUAGAAUCCCCAGUGCUCUGAAUAGAGUAUUUAAUUUGAUGCGGAAAUUCACGGAAGACAGUCGCCUACAAUAAACGCACGGGUGGCCUGUGCGGAGUUCAUGCGGAGCGUGUUCCGUUCGGAGCAAUCUGCAUCACUGUAAAACGAUGUUCUAAUGCCCCACGUGUAAUAAAUCUGCACUGCUCCGAAACCAGUCUCAGGGACUCUCCACACUUGACGGAGCAGAAUCGCAGUAUGUCAGUCAGAAAACAGCUUUAUGUCUUUGUACUACGAGCGAAAGAGACGUUGUGUGUUUCGCUUUAGCUCGGAUUUUCGAAACGAAACGCACGCUUUUUCGUUUUUUUUUGCUUGGACGUGGCUUUUUAUAACCGGCUAAAGCCGAUUCUGCGUUAAUAAGGGUACCAGUCAGUAAGGAGAGUGACUAUAUGUGUCUUGGUACGAUACUGUUGUUGCAUAUCUACUUACGCUGUAGUAUUUAAUGUAUGGUUAAAGUAUUUAGUCGUAUUUUGAGUAAAUUGUACUUUAUUCUCUAUUUUCCAUCCUAAACUAUGUUUAAUGAAUGUUUCAUUUACGUAUUACAGAAAAUCGGCAUUUACAUAAUUAGAAAUACUUAUUGUAUUAUGGAUUGUUUUUAUUUAUGCAUUUAUACAAGCUUGAUUAUUACUUGAAACAAAAAAGUUAUUGUUAUAUAUUUUCUUCCAACUUAACCAUUUGCUACUAUGAAAUAAAGGGUGAUAUUUUCUUAAUUCACGAUAGUUUAAGAGUAAUCCUUCUUACCAAUAUAAGUAAAUUUUCAUUAUAAACUUUAACUCACUCGUAUUUCAAAAUCAGUAUAACUCAGCUUUUAUAUACUAAACGUGCAUACUUACAAUCAAAAGGUAUAAAACUACGCACUAAUGUGCAUACUUCGUCCAAAAUCAGAUCUGAUUUAAAAAAAAACGUACUAACAAUUUUACUAUAAUAACUAGAUCUAAAUGAAAUUUUUUACGUUAUGAUAUCACUUAUUAUAGACCAAAAACAAAGACUGCAACAAGCACAUAUGAAAUUCGUAAGUUUUGCUGGUUCCAUAGCUCAGUUGGGAGAGCGUCAACCGCGGUAUGGCGAAGUCGCUGUUUCGAGUUUACCCGGAUCGAAGGAAUUUUUCUUUGUGUUUGAUCUUUGUAUUAAUAAUUUAUAACAAAUUUUCAUCACACUUGCUCCUAAAUACUAUGAUUGCAUGGUGGCUAACUUGGCUAUAAUGCCCCAAAUAAAAACCUCGGGCCUUUUUUCAGCCAUGGUCGGUAAGUUGUUUUUUGAAAUUUGUAGCGCGACAUACUUCCUUGCUACGUAGGUCAAGUUCAAAUUCAAGCAAAGAAGUUAAGUUCAAAAUUAAAACAUUCGCUUAAAAUCUAAACAGAAAUUUUAUUGCAACUCAGCCACAUACUACUUAAAUAGUUAUUAUUAAGAAUUUCUUAUAAUUGAUUUAAAUAAUGU